Molecule: messenger RNA, 904 nt
Organism: Pleuronectes platessa (European plaice)
Lineage: Eukaryota; Metazoa; Chordata; Actinopteri; Pleuronectiformes; Pleuronectidae
Product: DELTA-stichotoxin-Hmg2b-like
Exons: 2
Coding region: 46-540 (164 amino acids)
Biological process (GO): pore complex assembly; monoatomic cation transport; cytolysis in another organism
Cellular component (GO): pore complex
Molecular function (GO): channel activity
Source: RefSeq, a predicted model, not a curated record
UCUAGACGUGACUCUUCCCCUGCCACCACUUCACACCUCAUCACGAUGCCUCAUCGCCACUGCGCCGUGGAGAUUAACAACAACUCCAGCUCCUACACUCUGGCCAACCCAAGGGUGUUCACUGAGAGCGGCCACUGUGCGGUCCCUCUGCCACCCAUGGUGGGUCCCUGCUCUGCUGGCAGCGCAAUGUUCAACAAGACCACCGGCUGUGCAACUGGAGCCGUCGGCGUCUUCACCUACGACCUUUUCAAUGCCGAUCUGAACGACUACAGCCACGUCAUGGCUGUCAUGUAUUCUGUGCCCUAUGACCGGAUGCUCUACUCCAACUGUUUUGCUGUGGGCAUCUUUGAAAGAGGAAAUGACUGCGACUACAAUCUGUAUGAUAGUAUGUAUAAUGGAGGUGAAAACAACUUUGUAAGAGCAAAAGCUGACGGCUCCUGCAUUCCUUAUGAGGGCGAUUAUGUUAUUGUCAGUGCCUCCAUGUCUGACUCAGGUGAAGCAAUCUUGAGGGUGGAUAUCAGUGAUACUGUCAUGUACUGAGUUAAUAAAGAUCCAACUGUUAUAAUGUAAACUAUACUGUAAACCGACAGUGAGUUUAAUAAAAUAAUCCAAGAACCUCAAUCAACUGUGGUGUUCAUUAAUCAAAACACUUCAAGUAUGAGUGUACACUGAAUCCUAGUUAUUGGAUGUGUGAUUUUGAAAAGCUGAUCCAUCAGAUACUGUUCUCUUUUGCAUUGUCCAUGUAUAGAUACAAUUCACCUGUAUGGGAAUUUGAGCUAAUGCAGAUUUAAUUUGGCUGAUGAUACCCCCUAAUACACACAGGUCUAGUUGAUGGGGCUGUUUCUUAUGGGUUCCAGUCUAUAAGGUUGGAAUUAUAUCAGUUUAAAAAUUCAAACCAUUUGUA